Molecule: messenger RNA, 1949 nt
Organism: Botrytis cinerea B05.10
Lineage: Eukaryota; Fungi; Ascomycota; Leotiomycetes; Helotiales; Sclerotiniaceae
Exons: 1
Coding region: 553-1497 (314 amino acids)
Source: RefSeq, a predicted model, not a curated record
GAGACAGACUUCAUCUGAUCACAGCUUAAACAACUUCAAAUUUCAAUACAGACACGAACUAUGAACCAUAUAGAACGAGAACAAGAACGAGAAAUAGCAACGAUAGUAUCUGCUCAACAACGCCAAAAAUAAACACCAAUUCCAAAUCCCCUCAAAAAAGACAAUCAAGUCCCUCAUCAUAACCUUGCACACCUCAAGAAAGAGAAAAAAGUUGAAAAGCAAUAUAGGAAAAAAAAAGCUCUAUUAGUAUCAGUUCAAUUCUAUUCUUUUCAGUUCUCCAAUUUGAGUUCGAGUAGUGAAUAGCCCAGUCCGGUUUUGCAAAGUGAAUAUUUCAAAAUUCAUCUCCAUCUCCAUUGACUGAUUUCCUAGAAACAAAGCGGGGCACGGUAAGUGAGUGAGAUUUUCUGUUCUGAAAUUUAUCUUCUUAUUCAUCAUCUCUUCUCUUCCCGUUACUUUUUCUUCUCUCUACGACCUCAUCCUGCGAUUCGAUCUGUUUCCAAACUCCAACCUUCCCAACUCCCCAAACACUCUCCCACACCCAGAAUCACCAAAAUGGUCAUCUCCAAACUAAUCGAAGAGAACCCUCCCGACUUCCUCUCCUCCCUCCUUCGCGGCAACACGAUACAAAUCACCUACCUCAAAGCCGACACCCCAAUCACCACACACAUACCCAGCAUAAUCGGCAAAGCCAUCUCGGCCCGUUUCAAAAACCUCGACAAACACAGCCCAAACCAGGCCUGCACUGUUCUCGACUGUCUCGGAGAACCACAGACAGAAUUCGAAGCCAAACUGUUCCGCUCCAAUGUGAGCGAUCUCAUGGAUCAUUUUGGAAAAUGGUUGUAUACUGGAAAUGUGGAGAUUGAGGGAUGGAUGGUCUGGGAUUUAUGGAUGUUUGGAGAGGCGUUUGGGGUCCCAAGAUAUCAGAAUGAUAUUAUGAGAGCAUUGUGUGCGAAGGCAUCGGAGAAUAAUCCUUCGUUGGUUAUUAUGAAGUAUUUUGGGUUUGAUGCAGUGACCUUGAAUAGAUGUUGGGAUCAGACGGAUUUUACGAUUGAUCGGGCUCGCAUGUGUUCGGUGGAAAAUGGGUCUGUGUAUUGGGGAAAUAAACAGAUGUUGAAGUUUAUUAUGGAUGUGAUCGUGUUUGUGGGGUUUAAGGAUUCGAAUGUUAGGAGGCUUAUUAAUAGUGGUGGACGUAUUGCUGAGCAAAUUUUUAAAUUGUCAGUCGAAGUCGCGCGUGGCAAGACUUCGAUGGCGGCUCCGUGGAAGUCUAGAAAUCUCAAAAAGUACCUUGUGAAUGAGGCUAUACUUAUGGAGGAUUCUAGCUCAGAUGAAGAGAUUGGGAAUAGUUCGGAAGAGGAUACGAAGGAUAUCGAGGAAGAUAAAGAGAAUACUGCCGAUGAUGAUAAUGACGAUGACGAGGAGAAUGAGGAUGAGGAUGAUAACGAUAAUGAUGAUGACGAAGAGAUGAGGGAUGACUUUAAGGAGGAAGAAGAAGAGUGAGUUGAGGCGCGUCAAAGAAUCGAAGAUUUCACAGGCUAACGUAUCAAAAGAAGCCCAUUUACUGCAGAGGAACUUCUUGCAGAGGGUCAUCGUCUUGCACAGCCAAGACAUGUAUAAAUGUUCCACAAGACUCAAACUCGCAAACUCCUUGAUCACAACUUCGGUACUACCAAACACCAGUGGAAGUAUUGCUCCAUCAAGCACUGGACUCGAAACAGUGAUUGCAAUAAGAUUCUCGCGUUCUUUGAGGAGAAAAGAAAGACAACAUCUGAAAAAUAUCAGUAUCAUUACAAUUCAGCUUCCAAUAUGCACUUGAAAGGGUACGCUGUGGAUCUGCAUCAUUACUUAAUGUUGCGCGCAUCUGCGUUACGACGUGAUACCAAAAUGAAACUUACCCACAUCAUUUGGAAUAAAAAUCUCCAGGCAAAGUUGCAACAAUACUACUGGAUGCA